This is a messenger RNA of Theobroma umbraticum, 1835 nucleotides long. RefSeq names its product Lung seven transmembrane receptor family protein. The record is from RefSeq and is a predicted model, not a curated record. Gene Ontology annotation, cellular component: Golgi apparatus; membrane. NCBI's taxonomy places the organism in Eukaryota, Viridiplantae, Streptophyta, Magnoliopsida, Malvales, Malvaceae. Gene Ontology annotation, biological process: transport.
CCAGUAAAAAUCCCAGCACAAACAAACGCACAUAACGAGUUGGUUCAAGUGUUAACAUUCCAAAGUCAGCCUUUGUAUAUAAAAAUAAAAUAAAAACCCACCAAAGCCCCGAUCGGAAGGGGGAAAGAAGAAAUCACAGAUCUAAUUCUCUUUGUAGGUCUGAAAUUUUCUCUCAGAUCUACACCAAAUAUUCCAUUUCUCCAUGGCGAUCUCUCGCUGUCUUUUAUCUUUUCUUUUGAUCUCUCUUUUGGCUUCGUUUGGUUUUGCUGAGAUCCGAGUCACGGAGAUCCGAUCCGAUGGCCGCCCCAUAAUCCCUUUCGACGAGUUUGGGUUCACCCACACCGGCCGCCUCGAACUCAACGUUUCUCAGAUCGCACUCUCGAACCCGAACCCGGACCUCGACUUGUCCAAAGUUGGAUUCUUCCUCUGCACACGUGACGCGUGGAUGCACGUGCUCCAGCAACUCGAAGACGGGGAAGUUGGUUGCGCUCUCAAUUCCGAUCUCGUCAAGGUCGUCUACGACUUCAAGUCUCUCAACAGCAAAUCCAGCUUCGACACCGUUUACCUAGAGAAUGACGCCGAUCAGUACACGCUCGUCUUCGCUAACUGCCUUAGUCAAAUCAAAGUAUCGAUGAACGUUCGAUCGGCGAUGUACAAUCUCGACGGCAAGAAAAACCGCCGCGAUUACCUUUCCGCCGGCAAAACAAUUCUCCCUAGGGUUUACUUCCUUUUAUCCCUCGUUUAUUUCACUCUCGCAGGGAUUUGGAUUUACGUGCUUUACAAAAAACGACUCACCGUUUUUAGAAUCCAUUUCUUUAUGCUGGCCGUUGUUAUUUUGAAAGCGUUUAAUCUAGUAUGCGAAGCAGAGGAUAAAUCUUACAUUAAACGAACUGGAAGUGCUCACGGUUGGGAUGUUUUGUUUUACAUAUUCAGUUUCUUGAAAGGAAUCACGCUUUUUACUCUGAUCGUUUUGAUUGGUACUGGGUGGUCCUUUUUGAAACCUUACUUGCAGGACAAGGAAAAGAAGGUUUUGAUGAUUGUGAUUCCGCUUCAGGUUGUUGCUAAUAUUGCUCAGGUUGUUAUUGAUGAGACUGGACCUUUCGGUCACGAUUGGAUCACGUGGAAGCAAGUGUUUUUGCUGGUUGAUGUUGUUUGUUGUUGCGCAGUGUUGUUCCCUAUUGUUUGGUCGAUUAAGAACUUGCGUGAGGCAGCUAGGACGGAUGGGAAAGCUGCAGUGAAUUUGAUGAAGUUGACUCUGUUUAGGCAGUAUUACAUUGUUGUGAUCUGUUAUAUUUACUUUACACGAGUUGUGGUUUAUGCCUUGGAGACAAUUACUUCAUAUAAGUAUCUUUGGACCAGUGUGGUGGCUGGUGAGUUGGCAACACUUGCGUUUUAUGUGUUUACGGGGUAUAAGUUCAAGCCAGAGGCACAUAACCCGUAUUUUGUGAUUGAUGAUGAGGAGGAAGAGGCUGCAGCGGAGCAGUUGAAGCUUGAAGAUGAGUUUGAAUUGUGAUGGCAUUCAUUGAGAAAAAAAAUUGAGAAUGAUUAAAGAAAUGGUGCAGAGAAUCAAACUGGGAUAGUUGAGGUAGAAUGACAUCAUCAAAAUGGGUACCAGUGUUAGAAAACUGUGGUAAUUCAUGCUCUUUUUCCUUAAGUUUUUUUGAUCUACUGUACCGUUGUCUUUGAAGUUGAUAGGUUAUUUUAUAAACUUUUAUGUAUGCUUGUGAAUUUUAGAGCAUGUGUAACUACCAAUACAAAAUUUAUGCUUUACUUUUUCUGCAACUCCGUGUGUGUUAUUCAUUAAUUAUUACUCAUUAAGGGAAUAUGUUGUGAAA